AUAGACACUUCAGAGAAGUUAGAGUCGCGGAUAAUGGAUACUUGUUACCUUCAGAGGAACCCUUGUCUAUUCUUCAACCCAAUGACCCAGUUGAGGUUAUUCCAUUGUCCAAAGAAUUUUUUAACUAUGCAAAUGCAAACUUAUCAAGAAUUAACUUACAAUCAAAUGAGACAUUUAAUUCUCACAGCAUAAUUGAUAGUAUGGUGGUAUUGAACUGUUCUGCCGGGGAAGUCAAUGAAGAAGUUGCAGGAUUCAAAGAGGAUCAAGAUACAGAAUUACUAUGUAUGAAGCAGCAAGCUAUAGCACUACUAGAGACUUGCUGUGAAGAUACUGCUAGUGCCGAGUUUGAUUCAGGUCAGGCAGUGAACAUUACUGGAGAUAGCGACAAACCUCGUCGCACUCGAAGACGCGUUCGACGCCGCAAGCGACAUUUGUCUGCUGGGGAUUCAAAUGGGGGGACAAGAAAUGGGGAGACUAAUAAAGAUAACAUAGAAAAUUUUGCACAGCCAAUUUUAGAGAAUAAUGGAUACACCCUCAUGGAAGAGAAGGGUGGAGUAGGUGAUUUAGUAAAUAUGUUUGAGCAUGUAGAUAAGGCUGCAGUAAAAGAUAAUUUGGCUGAUACACGAAAAGCACGUAUCAUACACUCAAUUUCGCCUACCCAAACUUAACUUAAUAAAGGUUAAAUUCUCUUAA
Molecule: messenger RNA, 693 nt
Organism: Papilio polytes (common Mormon)
Lineage: Eukaryota; Metazoa; Arthropoda; Insecta; Lepidoptera; Papilionidae
Exons: 3
Coding region: 201-668 (155 amino acids)
Source: RefSeq, a predicted model, not a curated record